AUGUCUAAGCGUGCUGCUACCAAGAAGACUACGGAAAACGUGACCCUCGGUCCCCAGGUCCGCGAAGGCGAGCUUGUCUUUGGCGUUGCCCACAUCUUUGCCUCUUUCAAUGACACCUUUGUCCAUGUCACUGAUUUGUCUGGUCGUGAGACUAUUGCUCGUGUCACCGGUGGUAUGAAGGUUAAGGCUGACCGUGAUGAGUCUUCUCCCUAUGCUGCCAUGUUGGCUGCUCAAGAUGUUGCUGCCAAGUGCAAGGAGCUCGGUAUCAACGCUGUUCACGUCAAGAUCCGUGCUACUGGUGGCACUGGCACCAAGACUCCUGGUCCUGGUGGCCAGAGCGCUCUUCGUGCUUUGGCUCGUUCCGGUUUGAGAAUCGGUCGCAUUGAGGAUGUCACCCCCAUCCCCACUGAUAGCACCCGUAGAAAGGGCGGUCGUCGUGGUCGUCGUCUUUAG
This is a messenger RNA of Lichtheimia ornata, 453 nucleotides long. RefSeq names its product 40S ribosomal protein. NCBI's taxonomy places the organism in Eukaryota, Fungi, Mucoromycota, Mucoromycetes, Mucorales, Lichtheimiaceae. The transcript has 4 exons. The record is from RefSeq and is a predicted model, not a curated record. The coding region runs from base 1 to 453 and encodes 150 amino acids. Gene Ontology annotation, molecular function: mRNA 5'-UTR binding; small ribosomal subunit rRNA binding; structural constituent of ribosome. Gene Ontology annotation, cellular component: cytosolic small ribosomal subunit; ribosome. Gene Ontology annotation, biological process: ribosomal small subunit assembly; maturation of SSU-rRNA from tricistronic rRNA transcript (SSU-rRNA, 5.8S rRNA, LSU-rRNA); translation.